GCCUACUCGUACAACGCCUUGAAUGCCACCUUAUUACUUAGGUACCUACCUCGCUACCUAGGUAUGUAGGGAAAAGGACCCUCUGUCUGACGGCGCGCUCGCGCUUUUAGUCCUUCCGCCCCCAUCGGCCCUCGCAACGUUCCAUGCCGACGCCAAGCUUGACUGUUGAGCUUUCGGCGCGGAAACUUUUCUCAAGUACGGAUACUCCGUACAAGUUCGCCUUUUGCAUCAGGGAAGCAGUCAACGAACAUAACAUCACAUCAUGGCUCCUUCACGAGCGCCUAGUGCCCUUUUGCUGCACUCUCUACGCUCGUUGGCGAUCGAGAGUCCGUUCUCCAGCGCUGCUGUACGUGUCAUCUCCACGACGAGCUCUGCACGCCAGGAAGCAGAAGUUCAAAGACCCUCCUUCUACCGGAACCCAGAUCCUGCUACUGUAUUCGUACCACGACUCGAACGCAAGCUCAAUCGAGCCGGAACCCAGCCUAUCGGGUCUCGAAGACGUCGCGCGGCGCUUGCACAGUCACCCGGAGUCCCUUUCGAUCAAUUACCGUACCAAUGCUUCCAAGAAGCCCGCAAAAUCCUCAUCGAGGACAGAGCAGAGAAACUGAAGAAGAUCGAAACGGAGAGAGCUCGGAUUGCGCGACUACAAGAGGUCGAUCCAAGCACCCUCCCUGGUGGUGAAACCUACAAGCAGAAGAGAUUGAAGAGCAUGCACGCGGAGCUCGAAAGACUGAAAAUAUUGGCCGAUAUCAAUGAUCCCAACGUCAAAAGACGGUUUGAAGACGGCAAGGGCGACAUGAACAAACCCAUCUACAGAUAUCUGGCAGAGCGAAAAUGGCGAGACUACCCCCGGAAAAUUCUGGUCCAAAGGAUCACACAGAUGAACGUAGUCCCAGACGUGAUUCCAGCCUGCGAUCCUAUACUGGACGUCAAAAUUGCGUUUGGCAAAAAGACCAUACCACCAGGAGAGUUCGUGCAGUCGAAUAUCAGCGAGAACCCAUGCCAGCUUACACUGCAAGCCUUUGACCGCGGCGAGAAAAUGGUCUCCAUUGCCGUCGUCGAUCCAGACGUGCCCAAUUUAGAAAAGGACAGCUUUGACUCGAGAUGCCACUUCCUCGCUUCCAACAUCAUCAUCUCCCCGACCGAGCCUCUGGUUGACCUCUCGAAAUUAUCCGCCGACAACCAAAUCCUCCUUCCCUGGCUACCACCUCAUGCACAAAAAGGUAGUCCAUAUCACAGAUUGUCCAUCAUCGUCCUACAACACAAAGACAACAUCCCCAUUGACCUCGGGAUUGCCAGGAGCAAGAUUCAAAGAGAUGGUUUCUCGGCCCGCAGCUUCAUGAGCCGCCACAUGUUGACUCCCAUCAGUGCAUCCUUGUUCCGGACGCAAUGGGACGACACCAUGGCCUCUGUCAUGCAAAGGGCCGGCAUUGAGGGCGCCAAUGUCGAACUUAAGAGGAAGAAGGUCGAGCCUCUGCCGUAUAAAAGGCGCAAUCCUCCUAGCUUUAGGUAGUCGAGCCUUGAGGCGCUGUACCAUAAGACCGGGGACUGAUCUCGCCCCUGUCGCUGACUGUACAAUUUUAUCUUUUUCCCAGUAUUCCACGUGCUCAAUCAGGCUUUGCACCUUCUAAUACAGCCUC
Molecule: messenger RNA, 1640 nt
Organism: Exophiala xenobiotica
Lineage: Eukaryota; Fungi; Ascomycota; Eurotiomycetes; Chaetothyriales; Herpotrichiellaceae
Exons: 2
Coding region: 263-1513 (416 amino acids)
Source: RefSeq, a predicted model, not a curated record